Messenger RNA from Paramormyrops kingsleyae, 2787 nucleotides. RefSeq names its product phosphopantothenoylcysteine decarboxylase (gene ppcdc). Gene Ontology annotation, biological process: coenzyme A biosynthetic process. Gene Ontology annotation, molecular function: phosphopantothenoylcysteine decarboxylase activity; FMN binding. The record is from RefSeq and is a predicted model, not a curated record. Gene Ontology annotation, cellular component: phosphopantothenoylcysteine decarboxylase complex. NCBI's taxonomy places the organism in Eukaryota, Metazoa, Chordata, Actinopteri, Osteoglossiformes, Mormyridae.
CGCUGGUUAAACCUGCAGUCGCACCAAAAUGUCUGCGGAAGUGUGUCCUUUAAACUUAGAGGGUUAUUUGGUUAACUGUUCAGAUUCUUAGUCAAGUUGGGAUCUGUUACGAUAAAAUGAUAGAUUUUUGUGUAAGCUAAAUUUUAUAUAUGGCCGUUUAAAAUUGUAUUGUUUCAUUUUGAUGUAGCGUCAGCAGGUGAAGCAUGCAGCGCGGUUCCCAUGCAACCAACUCGCCUGACUCAUGCGGACAAGCCUUCCGCGUCCUCGUCGGGGUAACAGGCAGUGUGGCAGCUUUAAAACUGCCUCUGCUGGUCUCGCAGCUCCUUGAAUUACCCGGGGUGGAGGUUCAGGUGGUCACCACUGACCAUGCUACGCAUUUUUACAAGCCUGAGCAGAUCCCAGUCCGAAUCUACACCGACAGGGACGAGUGGCAGAUGUGGACGCAGCGCUCAGACCCCGUGCUGCAUAUAGAGCUGCGCCGCUGGGCCGACCUGAUGCUCAUUGCUCCUCUGGACGCCAACACUCUGGCCAAAAUAGCUGGCGGUAUCUGUGACAACCUUCUGACAUGUGUGGUGCGUGCUUGGGACCUAUGCCGUCCGCUGCUUUUCUGCCCCGCCAUGAACACGGCCAUGUGGGAGCACCCCAUCACCGCCCGGCAGCUGGAUAUGCUGAAGGACUUCGGCUACGUGGAGGUUCCCUGCAUCGUGAAGAAGCUGGUCUGUGGGGAUGAAGGUAAAGGAGCCAUGGCAGAAGUAUCGACAAUCAUAGAUGCUGUUAGGGAAUGCCUUCAAAGGCACAAGAAAGGUCCUGUGUCCUUGUAGAACAACAUAAUGUAUGGGUGCAUUUCCUGCAUCACACAGUUCUUAGUGAAUGAGGGAAACUGCUGAACCGUUUGUAAAUUUGUUCUGUAAAGUGGAUCACACUGUUCAAAACAUCUUUUUUUAAUUAAAAGUGACUUGGCUGAGAAGAAUAUUGAAUUUCAGAUUUUUUCAGAAUUUCUGUAACCUGUGAUUUAGAUUCGAAAAGAUGACCAAAUAAUAUUAAUAAUUCUUAACUUAAUGAAUAAAUGAAUUUGCGGGCCCUCUGUGGGAUUUCUUGGAAAUAUUCUCCUUCCCAGAACCUUUCAGUUAUUCAGUUACUUUUGUUUUUUCUUCUUCUAUAAUGCUGCAACACAAGCAGACAUUUAGAGGUGAUCUGUGAAUUAUGAGUGUUGAUUUGUUGCAGCAAGGACAGUUCAGCGAGUAGCAUUUCUCUGAUGAUCCAGGUCUGGAGGUCCCGAUUCCGUGUGUGUGUGGAAUUUGCAUGUUCUGCCCAUGUUAUGGGGACAAGUCCCCCCUCCAGGCUCCCGGGACCCUGACCAGGAUAAGCUGUUCGUGGAUGGAUGGAUGGAUGGAUGGAUGUGGCAAAGCCAAAAGGUGGUGGAAGAAAAUAACUUUGGCAAGGAUGAGGUAAUAGAGUGACAUGGCCAUCCAUAGGGGGGGAGAAAGGGGAAGAGAAGAACCCAGACAGUGACACUGGUGGGUGGGGCAUGACUGCGUUAGCAUGGAUAAUGGUAACUUUGGUUUGGGGGGGAUUUGUCAGGGGCUUAGCCAUGUUUUUCAUAGGGCUCCGUACAGUGACAAAUGAACAAUGCCGAAAAGAAAUCUGACAAAAGAAAAAUACUUGAGCCAACUUUUAAAUGAGUAGACCCAUGCUUCCUAACAGGAAGUUUGUCUUUCAGGUUGAACUAUGUACUACCUCAAAUAUUUUAACCAUAACGUACAUAUUCUGCAAGUUGUUUUAGCCAGGUUUUUACAAUAAACAAGAUUAAAUACUUAAGAUACAAAUAUAACCUGCUACCCCAUGGUGAGGAUUCCAUGCUUCCAUGAUGUUCUGCCACAAAAUAGAAACUAUAUCUUCCAUCGAGCACCAGUGCUCACUGAGUCACCUUACAGCGAUGCUGUAGUCGCUGACGCACCAGUGUGCUGACCUUGCUGGGACCCUUCCAGUUUCCUCAGGAAUAAAUAACUGUUACUGAACAGCAGAUAAAGAAGUUCUUUAUCAUCUACUAAAAUGAGUAUUGUGAUGACUUAAUAUGACGGUUUAAAGUUUCAUUCCAGGUGAAGAACGUAGGUAAAAAAAACUUGAUCUUUGAGAAAUGUCUCUUCAUUGUGUUGGUGAUUGUUUUCUUUCCUUAGCUUGCUUUUCGCUGAUUGUUCUCAUAAGUGAAGGAAAUUACUGGAAUGUAACUAUGGUAAGCAGAGGAGGAUAGGAGAGUGCCAUCACUAGUAACAGCACAAAAGCUUUUAUUAAUCUGCAUAGUAAAGAGGCCAUUCUGUUCAACAGAUAAGCACAGACACUUAUAAACAAUGUAUGUGUGAAUGAAAUUUACCAGGCUUGAUUAUUUAGGUUUGUCAUCACAUUGUGAAAAAGGAAAAUAAACUUUCUGGCAUGGGAUGUCAAGUCCUGUUGCAUUGUGGAAUGGGAUAUCCGGUGAGGUAGCUUAAGUGGAAACGUCAUGCUUCCUCACUGCAUUUUUGACGGCACACCAGAUUUCCUUUUGUUAGAAACAAUGCUACACAAAAAGUUUUGAGGAUAACAAUGUGAGACUACAGUAAAAACCUAAAAGCCUAAAAGUACGAGCUUAUCCAAAGCAAAUAUGAGUGAAUAAAAAUGUGCUUUUUAUGAUGAUAUAUUUUCAUAUGUGGAUGUUAAUCAGAGUAUACUAAUAUGUUUACCUUGCAUUACUAAAUUGAUCAGUUUUCCUGCUGUGGCGUUGCAUACAUUAAAUAUACACAUAACAGAUUA